AUGAAAAGUGCCAAGAGGAAGAACAAACUGUAUGAAUUUGAAAGCUUUCAGUACUCAAUCUCCAACUCAGAGAUGGAUUUUCAUAAUAUGAAAAGGACGGAACUUCAAGCGCUAUGCAAGGAACACAAAAUUCCUGCGAAUUCUGCCAACUCCGUGUUGAUUGAUAAGCUUUCUCAGCUUCUCAAUGUAAAGCAGGAAAAGCAGAAACCCGGAACACGACAACGUGCUUGUAUAAAGAGUUCGGUUGAAGCCAUAGAUGAGAGUGAAUCCGCAGUGUCAAGAAGGCAAGCAAAGAAAGUUAGGUUUAGUCCAGAAGUCGAGUAUGAACGAUCUGGCAAAAAACAGAAGGCUAUAGAGCCUGUGGUUACUGGGAUCAAAGGUAGAACUAGAUCUGUGGCGAAGAAGGUCGAUGAACCUGCUGUUGAUGAUGUUAAUAAUGCCAUUGAUGAUGAUGUACAAAUUCCUGUUAAGGUUACUAGGUCUAGGGCUCAUAUACUGGAAAAGGUUGAUGUCGUAUCAACUGAUGGAAGGAAGCAAGGUAGAAGGGCUGUAAAAGAUGUACAAAAGGAAACUGAGGAAGUUAAAGAAACUGAAGGCAAUCUUGGCAAAGUCACCAGAUCAAAGGCGAACACAGUGAGAAAAGGCAAUGCUCAACCUGAAAAAAGCAAGCCAAGCAAAAAAGAAGUUAAAGAUGUUGAAAAGGAAAGUGAACCAGUUAAAGAAACCAUUGUUGUUCGUGCUAGAGUUACACGGUCAAAGGCACAAACUGUGACAGAAGACAUUAAGGAACCUGAAUCGAGUCCUCAAGUUAAGAAAAAACAUGGUAGACAAACAGAAAAAGAUGAGGCAAAAGUUGAGCUCUCUAAGGAGGUUAAGGAUGUUCCAGUUAGAGCUACAAGGUCUAGAGGACAAACUCUAAACACUGAUAGUUUGGUUGCUAAUCCUCCAGCUGAAAAGAAAAGAACUAGAAAGGAUGAUAGUGAGGCUGCUAAUCCUCCAAUAGAGAAGAAAAGAACUAGAAGGGACACCAUUGUUGCUGAUGUGAGCCUUAACACAAGCAAUGAAGAUAAAGGUGAGAAAUUGGGACGUGGGAGAUCAAAGAAAAUAAGUGAAGAGAGAAUUGCUGAAGUUCCUGAAACUCAAAAUAAUGCUGACAAGGGCACAAGGCAGUCAAGGAGAAACAAGGCAACAGUUGAAGCGCCUACAGUUGUGGAUCAAGAUGUAAGCAAAGUGGAAUCUGUUAAUGAAAAGAAAGUUACAAAGUCCAAAGCUCCUCCUGCAAAGAAAUCUUCUGGAAGCAAAGCUGGGGUUCAACAGCUUGAGGAACCAUCAGAGCCUGCAGGUAGAAGGAAUGUAAAUCGAAGAAAAUCUGUCAUGCAGCCUAAAGUAACUGAAGUGGUUCUUCCUCUUGAAGAACCUGUGAACAUUCCUAAAAAGGACACCAGGCGAAAAUCUGUUGUGCAAAAAGCUCAGGGGAAAGGAAACAAGAAACCCCCUGUUGGAAAGAAAGAAAUAGUAAAAGAAACUGAGAAGCCUGAAUCUCCUAUUCGUAAGACUGUUGUGAAAAAGCAAUCAAAAGAUGCUUCUGAAAAAGAAAUGAAAGCAGUUGCUAGUGGUUCUGAGAGUAAAAAUUCUAGGAAACGAAGUGGAGACCCUAUUGUUGAAGAUCAGAUUGUUAAGCCUGAGCCUGUGUCUACACGUAAAGAAUCUGUUGCAAAAAAAGAGCAAGAGAGUGUUGAAAAGACACCUGCAUCUAAAAAAGUUGCAAUGAGCGAAGGUAAUAGGUCUAAAAAGAAGGCAAAAUUGAGUGAAAUAAAACAAAGCGAUUCAGAUGACCAUGUUGAAAAAUCCAUUUCAAUGGAGACACCGAUUUUAAAGAUGGCGAAUCUUGGAUUAGAUGAUAAAGUUAUGGAGACUGAGCAAACUCCCGCUAUUGUUGAAUCUGGUAGGCGGUUUACACGUGGUGUAAUAAGAAGUGAUAGAAAGGCGCCAAGUCAGUCAGCCAUUAAAGAGCAAAAUACUGGAGUAGCUCGUAAAACUCCAGGUCGAUUUACACGCAGUGGAAUCAAGGAGAAGCCAAUUGAGUCGGCUCAUCAAAGUCUAACUUUUGAUGAAGCUCUUAAUGCCUCACCUGAAGAUGCAGUAGCUGAGCCUAGUCCAGAUGAUUCUAUAGCAGUUCCAGCUGAAGUUUCUAACGAAACUCAUGCUCAGAUAGUAGACAAAUCAAACAAUUUAUCAGCUUUAGAAUCGUUGGAGUUGCCAACCAUUGAUGCACUUUCAGAUGGAUCUCAUGUACCUAAUCAGAAUCAGGAAGUUCAUGUCAGUUCAGAGAUAGUUGUGGAAGCUGAAGUUCAGGUAGCAGUAAAUUCAGAAAACUCUGUGGUUCCAGAAGUUUCUGAAAAAGAAACGGAAUUGACAAUAUCAGAAUCCACAUCAGAGGGGCUGGAAAAUGAUGCGAGGGUUGAAGAACCAUCUGUUUCUGCUGUGAAGACUGUUGAAGUACAAGAGAGUGUUAAUGUUUCCCUAGAAGAGUCUGACUUUAAUGGCAAUUCAAAAGAGGUUGAAGCUUUGGUAGAGCCAUCAAUGGUCGAAGGUGUGAAUCAGGUUAUUGCAGAUGAUCAAGCUUGUGCUAAAAUAGAUGAUGAUGAUGGCCCUGAUAGUGAAGAAGAUGAGAAGGCUAGCAAUCAGAAACAUGAAGAUGUUGAAAAUAUAGUUGAUGCUCAGGAGAUGGAUCUUGAACCUAACAGAGAUACUAUUCAGGAGUCAACAUUGGGUGAGGAUAAGCUUCAGGGUCUUGGCAUGGAUGAAAAUGAUCCUAAAGAUGAAAAAGUUACUGUUCCAGAAAGUUUGACCACACACAGUGAGCCUGAAAAGGAGUUUGAUGUGGUUGAAGCUGAAUACGAGCCUACAACUGCAACUGUUACAGAAAGUGUAAUUGCACAGAAUGAGCCUGCAAAGGAGUUGGAAUCUGAUAUAGUGUCAUCUGCUGGUAAUGAUGUUCAAGGGAUCCCUAUUUUGGGCGAAUCUGAUGAUGAAGAUGAAGGCGUUGACAAUGUCAGGAAACAUGAAUCAACUAACACAAAUGACCAGGAUGGAGAAUCUGAACAGGAACAACUAACAAGUCAUUAUAGUUUUGGCAUGGAAGACCAAGAUGAACCAGGGCCAGCUCAGAAUGAAAAAGAGCCCAUUCUGCCUGAAGUUUUUACCACUUCUUCUGAGCCAUCUCAUAAUGAAGAUGUGUCCGAGUUGCUCGAAGACUUAACCAAGUCUCCUGACCAAAAACCAGAGCCAUCCUUGAGUCUUGCUGUUGAUGAAGUUCCAUGUGAUACUGUUGAUGCGUCAACAAGCAAAGAGGCACCAGAAAACCCCACAUUAGUUGAUGAAGAAAAACAGAUGGAUGGUCACAAGUUGAAGGAAGAUUAUUCAGCUCAAGAGAACCCAGCCAUUGAAGAAAGCUUGCCAGUUGUGUAUACAAAAGAAGAAUCUACUAUUGAUGCGUUGGCUACAAAUCAACUUCCUGGAGAUAUUGGAUCUUAUGAAAGUCCGAUUACAGAAGAAGAAUCUCCUGUUGAUGAUAUGGUAUCGUAUCCAGUAACUUCCUCUAAGGAAGAAGAAAGAAACGAGCAAGAAGAUUUGGGGAAUGAUAGUCAUGGAACAGAUGACUUUCAGAAACCAGUUUCAACAAAUGAAAGUGUUGAUGUAGCAGGUCAAAGCAUGAAAGAUGACCAAGUUUCAGAAUUCCAAACUUCUGCCAUAGAUGAAGCUUCUACUCCUGCAAUUGGAGGUGCAACUGUUGGGUUCUUCAACUGGUCUGAUUCGUCUCUAAAAGAAUUAUUAAAAACACCAGCCACAACUCAAGUCAGUAAUGCAGAAGAGUGUCAGCAAAGUGUGGUCAGAUCUGCCCUUCCUGCUGAAGAUGGCAUAGAAGGCAAAGCAACACCAUAUCCAGAUCUUUCUCUGAAAUCUUUAUUUACAACACCAGCCACAUUGCGAGAAAACCGUCAGCAGAGUACAGUCAGAUUUGACCUCACUGAGGAAGAUGACACAGAAAAUAAUGCAACAAACAUUCCAUGUUCAUCUCUGAAAGCAUCACUUACAACUCCAACCACAACCCGUGUCAAUUAUGAAAAAGAACCAGAGGAGAAUACAGUCAGAUUUGCUGUUCCCAUUGAAGAUGACACGGAGCAUAAUGCAACACAAAAUCCUGAUUCGUCUCUAAAAGCUUUAUUUAAAACACCAGCUACAACUCAAAUCAGUCAUGUACAAGAUGUUUCCUCUUUGAAAACGUUAUUUGCAACACCUGCUACCACUCGAAUCAAUCGUGUGAAUGAUCCUCAGGAAAAUUCUGUCAGUGUUGCCUUGCCUGAUAAAGAUGACACAGAGCACAAUGCAACACAAAAUCCAGAUUCGACUCUGAGAGCUUUAUUUAAAACACCAGCCACAACUCAAAUCAGUAAUGUACAAGAUUAUUCUUCUCUGAAAACAUUAUUUGGAACACCAGCCACUACUGGAAUCAGUCGUGUGAAUGACCUUCAGGAAACUUCUGUCAGUCUUGCUGUGGCAGAUAAAGAUGAGAAUGCAGCACCAAAUCCAGCAUUGUCUCUGAAUGCGUUAUUUACAACACCUGCCACAACCCGAGUCAGUCAUGUAGAAGAACAUCAGGAAAGUCUUCCAGAUGAAGAUGACACAGAAAUCAUGUUGAAGACAAUCAACAGAGUGUCAAUGAAUACACCAAUACAACACAAGGAGAAAACAGUUGAAUAUGCCCCCCUUCCCAUUGAAGAUGACACAGAAGGCGAUGCACCACAAAAUCCAGAUAUGUCUGUGAAAAUUUUUGCAACACCAGCCACAGCCAGUCAUGUAGGAAACUAUCAGCAGAGUACUGUAAAUUUUACCCUUCCUUCUGAAGAUGACACAAAAGGCAAUGCAACACAAAGUCAAGUUUCAUCUCUGAAAUUGUCAUCUGCAACAACACAAAAUCAAGAUUUGUCUCUGAGAACAUUGUUUGCAACACAAUCCACAACUCGAGUCAGCCAUGUAAAAGAGCGCGAGCAGAGUACAGUCAGAUUUGAGCUUCCCAUUGAAGAUGACAUGGAACACAAUGCAACUGAAAAUCCAGACUCAUCUCAUAAAGUGUUUCCUAAAACACCAGCCACAACUCAAAGAUUUACCCUUCCUGAUGAAGGGAAUGUGACUCAAAAUCCUGAUUUAUCUUUGAGAACUUUGUUUGCAACACCUUCCACAACUCAAGUCAGUUAUGUACAACACAGUCAACAGACUACAUUUACAUUCCAUGAAGAUGUAAAGCAAGGCACUGCUGCAACACAGGAGCAAGGUCAUGACGAGGAUAAAAAAAGUGAUAUGAACUUUCAAGAUUUUGCUCAUAAGUAUUUUGAUGAUGAUGAAGUAGAUUAUUAUCAUGGUGAGCAUUCGAGUAACGAUCAAGUGGAUGAAACUAAACAACAUAACUUGCCGAGUGAAGUAGCAGGAACAAGUCACCAUGAUGCUUCUGGCUUAAAAGAUAGGUCCUUUUUUACUGGUGAAGGUACAACACAAUCUCCCGGUCCUAGUGAGAGUUUUGGAGGCCCAAACUUUGACAUUGCACGUAAAUUUUUUGAAGAUAAAGAAGUAGAUUUUGGUUCCAGUGACAACUCGGGUGAUGAAAUGAAGCAACAAGAUACAGGGAGAAGAGAAAUGUAACAGUAAGUUACAAAGGAGCAAAGACUCAAUUUUCUAACAAGUGAGCAUAUAGAAAGGUCCUUUGGGUAAAAAUAAUGUUUAUGUUACAUUUAGAUAAAGGGGAUUUGUGUGUAGUCUAACUGUUAUUUUUAUAUUUGAAUACCUCGUACUUCGGAAAGGAAAACUUAGACUAGUUACUUGUGAUGUAGUAUUUUGUUUAAGUUUCUAUAACAUUGCAUUGCUUGACCACCUUACUUGUAAUUUUGAGUAGAGGACAUUGCAAAGUUCUUAGAUUACUUGCUUUGGGCCUUAUUAUCUCUUAUACAAAUAGGGACGACAUUUAAUAAUUAUUUAUUUAAAUUUAGUUAUUUUGUAAGGUUAGAGACGAUCUAUUUUACAAAAUAGAACUUGUGGUUAUCAUAGUUAAAAAAAAGUGGGCUUGAAGUGAAAUAAUUAUGCAAAUAUGAAUACCAUUUAUGUAAUUUACUUAAAAGUUUUGUAGAAUUAGUCAACUAUUGGAUCUC
Lactuca saligna is the source of this 6203-nucleotide messenger RNA. The record is from the annotation of a GenBank genome assembly. Lineage: Eukaryota; Viridiplantae; Streptophyta; Magnoliopsida; Asterales; Asteraceae.